AUGGCCAGCAGCGCCCCCUCCUCGGUAGCCCGCCGGUAUUCGCGGAGAGCGGGCAGCAGCGCGGGCAGGGCGGCGGUGUCGGCGGCCACGCCGGGGGGCGGCCCGGGGGUGAGGCGGAGGGCGUCGAGCAGGGCGGGCCCGUGCGGCGGGAGGGCCCUGGCCCAGGGGAAGACGGAGCGGGCGCGGUGCAGGAAGCACACGGCGUACCCCGCGGCCACCAGCCGCUCCGCCGAGGCGGCCCCGCGCCGCCCGCUGCUGAAGUUCUCCAGGAACCGCACGGCGCGCGCCUCCAGCGGCACCUGCGUCCCGCCCGACGUCACCAGCGCCACGCGCCGCCCGCGCGCCGCCUGCCCCGCCGCCCAGAAGGGUCGCCUUGGCAACGGGGGUGGGGGCGGAGUCUCCUCGGCGGAAGUGUCGCCUUGGCAACGGGGUCGCGCUGGAGGGGCCCGGGCGGUGCGAGCUGUGCGGGGCCGCGGCCCGAGUGCGCUGUGCCCGCUGCCGCGUGACCGCGUACUGAAAUACAUCAUGGAUGUGGCCUCCAGCACAGCCCAGGAGUUUAUUUUGGCUGGCAAGCACAAAGAAGCCAUCCCGGCCGCUUUCCACGCGCUGCGUUUCGGCAGCGCCGUGUUCGGCCCCCGUUCCGCGCAGCUGGUCCCGGCUUAUCUGCUCUUGGCCGAGGCCUCCAUUGGGAAAGCAAAGGGCGAGCGGGCGGCGGUGGCUCCAUUUCUACACACGAACUGGCCGUUGGUGCGGGUUUGUCGGUGCGUUGCAGGCGCUGGGGAUGUCCCGCAGGCCGGCCGGUACCUGUCGCAGGCGCAGUGGAUCGUGCUGGGCGCCCCGGGCUGCGGCGGCGCCAUCCAGUCCCGGCUGCAGCGCGGGCUGGGCCAGCUCCGCGUCGCCGAGGGCAACCUGCAGCAGGCCCUGCACCACCUGGCCAGCGACGUUUACCUCGCUAGUUCUACAUUCGGCCUCAAAUCCCUGGAGGCCGCCAUGGGGUAUUUCCACAUGGCGAACGUCUUCUUUCGCCAGAACAAAAUGGACAUCGCAAACUCGCUCUACGCCAAGGUAACGGCGCUCUGGUGUGACCGUCUCCUGAGCGCGGUGCAGGCGCACGAGCGAGUGCUGAGGUCGCGGUCGGACACGUCGCCCUUCGCCGAGGACGAGGACGUUGCGGAGCAGCAGCUGACCGAAGCCCAGCGAGUGGAAGGGACGCGAGUGCUGAGCGCGGUGCUGGAGAUCAGGUCGCAGGCGCCGAAGCCGGAGCUCGGGGAGAUGGCCCGUGUGCUGCACGGCCUGGCCAUGCUGCACUACCUGGGGCUGGACCUGCCCGCGGCUGGCAAGAUGGGGCUGAAAGCCUUAGAGCUGGUGAAACAGCUGCCCCAACAGGAGUCUCUAGAACCCAUCGCUCGUUUGUUAAGGCUGAUUAACUCCGCGCCUUCCCACGCGAAAUAAAGAACCGUUCCUGUCGUCAGGGUUCGGCUGGUUGGCGGGUGGAGAAGAACCGGCGCCACGAGCCCCGGCCAGAUGUGUCCCCUCUGGCUCAAGGUGUUUGAAAUUAAACGUUGUGGAGCGGGUUCAUCGUCACGCGCUGCUCGAGCUCUGCCGACCGUUACGGGAUAACGGCGUGAGGGUGGGAAGCAAAAGCACAGUGACACGCUGCAUAAAUCAUCGUCUCGUCAUUAUUUAAUCAUUUAUGAAUAAGAGAACAGCCUCUUGCAUCCUCACGUUGUCCAGAAGCUGAGAGCAGCUGUGAUGUAUUUGUUACUAGUCUCCUCGAUUUGCUGUUCAGUUUGACAGGGGAAGGGCGUCACGGUGGCCCUGAGGCGGGUGGUCACCCAGGACCUGGCCGGGCUGCUCAGCUGUGACACAUCCACAGGGUUUGUCUGUCCCCAAAUCCACGUUGUUUUUGCUGAGCUUUAGAGGAACCCGGUGGCUCUGGGCACCGAGGGACGCGCAUGUUCCUCUUGGGGAAGAACUCGCAUCCGGGAGGGCGCAGGACAAGGGCGCGAGGGACUGUACCGCCGUACCCACGGGUGACGCACGGGUGACUCCGCCGGGAGCUCCCACCCCAAAGCCAACGCAGUUUUGGCACGGUUGGGCACUCACGUCCCAAUAACUGCGACACCAGCCCCAGGAGGAGAGUGUCCCCAUGUCACCAGGCCCACAGACCCCCCCGAGCACCCCAACCAGCAGCCGCCCCAACGAGAGGGAACGUGUCACCCUGGCUGUGAGGGGACGCUGGGGAAGGGGACCCCGGGAGAGGGGACAGGCUGGGGUCACACAGCGGAGCGUGUGACAGCCCCGCACAGCCGGGAACGAGGCCCAGGGAACGCGGCCCCGCUGCGAAGGGCUGAGUUCAGCUGAGCUUUAAGCCUGCGAUUAAGCCUCGUUUACUUCAGGAGGAUUUACGAACGCGUUUAAUUGUCUCGCUGAGUUGGGACGGAGUCAAGUGCGCUUUGUAAACGCUUCGUCAAGCCGGGUCCUGAGCAAUGAGAAGGGAUCGAUGCUGCGGGGAGAGGGAAAAACCUCCACUCCCCAACGGUUCGUCACGGGGGCUGGGACGGUGCUGGUCGGGGAGCACGAGGGGCCCCCCCAGGUUUGGGGAACAGGGUGGAGAGACCCCAGAAUCCUGCAGGAGGUGCUGGGAGACACCCCCCCCCACCAGUGGGUCCCUCCAGGGCUUCACCAACCACCAGCGGGGAUUUGGGUCACGGGGAUUUGGCGCCGGGGCCCGGUGGUGACUGAUCCCCGGGGACGCGGCUGAGCUGACACACAGCGGCUCCGUGUCGCUGCUCAGCGCCACGAAACGCGCCGUGGAAACCAACUUUGCACAGGGCCGAGCGUCCCCCGGAGCCGGGCGGGCGGGGAAGUGUUUGCACAGGUACGGGAAGAACCCCGGGCAAAUAAAGAACAUUUUUGGGAGCUUGGAAAGAUUUUACAAGAGUUAUUUAGUGCGAGACGCUGCAACAGCCGCUUCCAGCGCCGGCACUUCGGGGCAAAGAGACAUGGCAAUAAAUCGAGAAGAAAUGCCUGAAGUGACCAAGAUGUGCGUUUCUUUGCCCGAAAGUGUUGAGACUCGCAGCGCUUGGCACCUUCUCAGCUCGAGGGGAAAGGAAAACCCAGCAAGAAGCAGCAACUCCGUCCCCGCCUCGCUCGGGACCUGCAUCCCAAAGCUGCUCCACGUCCAGCUGGGGACGAGGUUUGGGGUGUGGGGACAAGAUUUGGAUGUUUUGGGGUCACGCAAGGGGAUGCAGCAGCUCCCAGCUCCACCCCCGCACCCCCAGGGUCCCACCCGGGGUCCCUCAAGACAAUUCACACCCGGCGGGGUCCCACGGGGCCCCGGUGAGGAUGAGGAGGACGCGCUGAGGAAGGUUCCGCCCGCUCAGCCCCAAUAAAGGCACCGGAGGCAGCAGCUGGGUCGCUGCAGACAUUCUCCUUUAUUGUCAGCACAUCACACACCUUCCUCCCUUCCCUUGGCACUUGUGUAUAUAUCCCCCCCCGCACGCUCGGUGGGUGCAGAGACACCAGCAGUUCAGCACAGGGUAUUUUUAUAUAUAUAUAUAUUUUUUCCCCCCCUUACCUUUAUUUUCUUCCAAGCGUGGUCAAGUGAUCACAAUCACUUCCAAACCAAGACAAAUAAAUUAAAAGACUAUUAAAAAACCCGCCUGUGGCGUCGGGAAUGUGCCGGAUCUCCCGCACCAGCUGCACACAGGGAGGGGGGACUUGUUUCCUCUUUUAUCUUCAGUUUUGUUUGAAAAGGACAGUAUUUUCUCUUUUGUUUUUGUUGUAUUUUUAAUAUACUACAGCCUGAAAUUCAGUGCAACAGGUACAACUACAGUGCAGGUAAUGAACUAUACAAAACUCAUCCUAACCAUGUACAAGCUGUUCUGGAGCCUCUAGAGCCUCUACCCUCUGUACCUUGUGUGUACAUUAUACAGUGUGAAUAUACUCCGAGAAUAUUUACAGUACGUUGCUCGUCAAAUCAGAAACGCUAUAACUUAAACGUCUACUAUUAACAACCAUUGAACAAAAAUAUAU
Messenger RNA from Columba livia (rock pigeon), 4038 nucleotides. It is a transcript of the gene ZMYND12, whose product is annotated as zinc finger MYND-type containing 12. Gene Ontology annotation, molecular function: protein binding. Lineage: Eukaryota; Metazoa; Chordata; Aves; Columbiformes; Columbidae. Bases 1 to 1452 code for a protein of 483 amino acids. The record is from RefSeq and is a predicted model, not a curated record. The transcript is spliced from 8 exons.